GAUCUGGGUCGAGAAAUGAGUCCAUGGCUUUGGUGCAACAGCUACUGAGACUGACGCAGGCUAGCGGAGGCAGGGGGACUGGCACGGAGCAGAACAAGCCUCUCAGCAGACAAUUGGAACAGGAAGCAAGGAAGGAAAGGGUCUUUCAGAAAGGAAGGAAGACUGGCAAACGCGUUGGGAUUGUGACAAGACAGCCACACAGUAGCUCCAGAGACCACCCAUUAAGAGGACAGGGGAUUUCACUUGUUCCUGUUUUUAAAUACUGUAGUUUUCAUUGCUUAUCAUUAUUUUUCACAUGCCCCGCAGCCACAGACGAUAAGGACACAAUAAGAAGAUCCACCGAAGAUCAGAAGAUGAACAACAGCCUGUCCAACACUUCUAUCAAGUGUGUCCGGGAUACCAGUGUGACAGCUGUGGUGUUUCCCUUCCUAUACAGCAUCCUCUUUAUAGUCGCCCUCAUACUGAAUUCCCUGGCUGCAUGGAUCUUCUUCAGCAUCCCCAGCACCUCAACAUUUCUGGUCUUUCUAAAAAAUGUGGUGGUGGCUGACUUGCUGAUGACCCUGACCAUCCCUCUGAGAGUCUUAAGCGAUGCAGGCGUGGGCUCCUGGCGACUACGCGCCUUCCACUGCCGAUACUCCGCGGUCCUGUUCUACAUCACCAUGUACAUCAGCAUCCUCUUGCUGGGCCUCAUCAGCCUGGACCGCUACCUGAAGAUAGUCAGGCCCUUUGGGAAGUGCGCCCUGCAGCGGGUUCGCGUCGGUCAGAUGCUGAGCGCAGCUGUCUGGGCGGUCAUGUUAUCUUUGGCAUUGCCAAACGUGAUUCUAAGUGACCAGCCACCACGGGUCUCUGGAGGCAGACUGAAGUGUACCUCUAUGAAGAGCAGCGCCGGCCUGCUUUGGCAUGAAGGAUUCAACUACUUCUGUCAGGUGGUUUUCUGGGGGACGCUGGCCCUGAUGGUGGUUUGCUACACGUUCAUCAGCAAGAAGGUUUAUGAGUCAUACAAAGCCUCAAAGAGCAAAUCUCAAUCCAGUCGCAGAACCAAGGCAAAGGUAUUCGUGGUGGUGGGGGUGUUCUUCAUCUGCUUUGCCCCCUUCCACUUCGCCCGCGUUCCCUACACUCUGACCCAAACCCGCAGCAUGGCGAGCCACUGCCAGGCACAGAACGCCCUCUACAUCGCAAAGGAAACCACCCUCUGGCUGUCGGCCACUAAUGUGUGUCUGGACCCGCUUAUCUACGUGUUCCUGUGUAAGGUGUUCAGGAGAAGGCUGACAGCUGCAAUCUGCCGAAAGUCACUCCACAAAAGCGCCACAGAGUCUACCACGGCGACGUCAACUCAACUGGAGAUGUCAAAGGUCGCCCAAAGUAACAGACUGUCAUAUAACGGGGUGGCACAGUAACUCGCUGGACAAUAUACAAUGGGAAAUGAAUAGCUGUAACUGUCAAGGCAUGAUGAGGUACUGCCUGAAAGGGUGUUUUACUUGUAAAUAGCAUUUUAUCUUGUUGGCAUCGAAAAGGUGUAUAAAUGCCGCGAUUAUAUACGCAAGACGUUUAGCGUGCAAUAAGUACGCCUUUCUUGAUUUACGCAUGUCAUUUUGUAUGCCAUGUAUCCUGUACUGACUGCAAUGUCAACGCCAGUUAGUGACGUAGUAUAAAAAGCGAGAAAGACCACAUUAUGGCGGGCAGGUGGGGGAGUGGAUGGGUCCAACAAACACACGACUUUUAACCAGGAGGCCUGUGUACGAGACUGUUGGUGUUUUUGUUUUGUAAGUUAUGUUCAUGAAACGUCACAUGACGAUUGUCACAUUUUUUUAAUU
Molecule: messenger RNA, 1814 nt
Organism: Sebastes umbrosus (honeycomb rockfish)
Lineage: Eukaryota; Metazoa; Chordata; Actinopteri; Perciformes; Sebastidae
Product: P2Y purinoceptor 13-like
Exons: 5
Coding region: 24-1397 (457 amino acids)
Biological process (GO): negative regulation of adenylate cyclase activity; G protein-coupled receptor signaling pathway
Cellular component (GO): membrane
Molecular function (GO): G protein-coupled purinergic nucleotide receptor activity
Source: RefSeq, a predicted model, not a curated record